AUGAUCUCUGCAUACUUCAUCUUCAACCAAAAGGGAGAAGUGCUCAUCUCUCGCCUGUUCAGGUCAGAUCUCAAGAGGAGCAUUGCAGAUAUUUUCAGGAUUCAGGUGGUGUCGAAUCCGGAUGUGAGGUCUCCUAUCAUUACACUCGGCAGUACCAGCUUCUUUCAUGUUCGGCAUGAGAACAUCUAUGUCGUUGCUGUCACAAAGUGAGUUGUCCGAGGCUUUUGAGCCGAGCGCGAGGCCUCUACGGCGCAGAUUGCGAGCUGAUACUUGUUCUCUUUGUAUCAUUCUGCUGCUCAGAUGCAAUGCAAAUGCAGCCCUCGUCUUCGAAUUCCUCUACAGGUCCAUCCAGAUCGGUAGAUCCUACUUUGGAAAGUUCGAUGAGGAAGGCAUCAAGAACAACUUUGUGCUGUUCUACGAGCUGUUGGAUGGUGAGCACAGCGUACUCCUCGCUCUUCUCGGAGCCGUUUGUGGCAAAGGGCUGGUCAUUGUGAAAGCGUCGUCGCUCGAGCUGACACCGCUGCGCUCAAUGACACUGAGCGCAAGGGCGAGCGUUGCACAUGCGAGCGGAUGUGACGGAGGCGUGCGCCAACUCACGCCGCCAGCUUUGUCGCAGCAUUGAGGCCCCUACUGAACCAUUCGUAACCUUCGUCUCCUCGUGCAGAAAUUCUGGACUUUGGAUAUCCGCAGAACAGCGAGACGGACACUUUGAAGAUGUACAUCACCACAGAAGGGGUCAAAUCCGAACAGGCUGUGCGAGAGGACUCUGCAAAGAUCACCAUUCAAGCUACGGGUGCUACGAGCUGGAGGAGGGCAGAUGUCAAGUACCGGAAAAAUGAGGCUUUUGUGGAUGUAGUCGAGAAUGUCAAUCUGUUGUUGAGCUCGAAGGGUGAGUGGUCGCCAUCCUAUCGGUCCACUCAAAGGACUCAAGAACUUGGCUGACUGGUCAUACACUUGCCGGACUGCUCUCUGGUAGGCACCGUGCUGAGGGCAGAUGUGGAUGGCAGAAUAUUGGUCCGAGCAUACCUUUCUGGUACGCCGGAAUGCAAAUUUGGUCUCAACGACAAGCUCGUGCUGGACAAAGCUGACAAGAGGAGAGGGGCCAGCGGUGGCGCAGCGAGCAGCAGCUUGGGAAGCGAAGCGUCAGAGGUGGAGCUGGACAGCUGUCAAUUUCAUCAAUGCGUCAAGCUGAACAGGUUCGACACUGAUCGGAGCAUCAGCUUCACUCCGCCGGACGGAGAAUUUGAGCUCAUGCGGUAAGCCGAUCUCGAUUCAUGAUGAGCGAGCAAGUCACUUUCUGACACUCAGCGCAUCUGUUUGGCCUUUGCGGCCUUCAGGUACCGAUCGACCACAAACGUCAACUUGCCAUUCAAAGUGCAUCCUAUCGUCGAGGAGGUCUCGAAGAGCAGGGUGGAGUACAACAUUAAUGUUAAGGCAAACUUUGACUCAAAGCUUAGCGGGACCAACAUCGUCUUGAGAAUACCCUGCCCGCACAAUACCACCAACGUCAAAUGCGAGGCUCUACUGGGAAAGGCCAAAUACGUGCCCAGCGACGGAAUGAUUGUCUGGAAGUGAGUAGAAGCGCUCUUGAGUUUUGGUGCAGCCGAAGCUGGCACUCGCGUGGCUGACUUGAUGUGUCCUCACUGGCCAUGUAGAAUCCCCAAGAUGCAAGGGAUGACAGAGACGUCUCUUCAAGCGGAUUUGGAGAGGAGCGCCACCACAACUCAGAAGACUUGGUCAAGAGCUCCCAUAGAGGUUGACUUUCAGGUCCUCAUGUUCACCGCGUCUGGACUGCUGGUCAGGUUUCUCAAGGUGUUUGAGAAGGGCAACUGUGAGUUUUGACUUGGCGAGCUGACAUCACGAUCGAUCCUGCAAAGCUCACGCUUCUCUCCUAUGUGCGAACGGACUCGAUGUAUAGAUCAAAGUGUCAAAUGGGUUCGCUAUCUUACAAAAGCGCAGGGCACUUAUUCUAUUCGAUUUUAG
This is a messenger RNA of Ceraceosorus bombacis, 1983 nucleotides long. NCBI's taxonomy places the organism in Eukaryota, Fungi, Basidiomycota, Exobasidiomycetes, Ceraceosorales, Ceraceosoraceae. The record is from the annotation of a GenBank genome assembly.